UCCUCUUAUCGAUAUAAAUACGUUUUCGAUAGAAACCUUUAUCCAUCUCUAAUUGUGAUUAUCUAAACAUUUUUUAUGUUAAAAUGAAUAUUAACGUUAGAAUUCUAACUAAAAGUGUGGCACAACAGUAUGCCUUCAAACGAAUUGUCACAUUUUCUACUAAGCCGACACAGCAGGCUGCUGCAGCCGCAGUGCCUCAACAGCAAGAAGUAACUGGUUCGACGGUUCGCAGACCAAUUGUGCCCGCGCACUAUCGGUUUGUCUAUCCCGAGUUUUUGCCUGAUCCCAAAGUCGAAUGGCGCAAUACAAUUCGCGAAAAACUGGAACGUCUAGAUAUGCUCGAUCGUCGGCGCCAAAUUGAGUUACCCGAGUUUUAUGUGGGCUCUAUUCUGGCUGUUACUAGUUCCGAUCCCCAUGCGGCAGGAAAGACAAGUCGUUUCGUGGGCAUUUGUAUACACCGUGAACGCUGUGGGCUACGUGCACGUUUUAUUCUUCGUAACGUUAUCGAUCACCAGGGCAUAGAGGUGGUCUACGAGCUGUACGAUCCGACCAUACAGAAAGUAGAAGUGUUGCGUCUAGAGAAGCGUCUCGACGAUAGUCUGUUUUAUUUGCGCGAUGCACUUCCUGAGUAUAGUACAUUUGAUGAAAAUAUGGAAGUAGAAAGUCUGGAGGAAGGAGCACCCGUGCCAGUUAACGAUAUAAAAGUGGUUCUCCGUCCACGGCCCUGGUUAGAGCGAUGGGAACGUCAAAAUUUGCUUGGAGUUGCAAACAUUGAACAAUAUAUAAAGGACAAGCAUCGCAAAUCUUCCGAAAAAGCGCAGAAGCCAUGGGAAAAAUACGAUUUGAUGAAGCAAUACCGCGCGACCAUACCGGAGGAAGAGCAAAAGGAGAUCUUCGCUGAGGUGCACACCGAGUUGCACACCUUGGAGCUACAGCGCAAGCGCAAUAAAAGGAAACGAACUUUCGUCAAACCCAAGCACCUGGCAUAGAUAAUCCAAGUCACUGCAUUUUAA
Drosophila hydei is the source of this 1013-nucleotide messenger RNA. RefSeq names its product 39S ribosomal protein L19, mitochondrial (gene mRpL19). The transcript has 2 exons. Gene Ontology annotation, biological process: translation. The coding region runs from base 84 to 989 and encodes 301 amino acids. The record is from RefSeq and is a predicted model, not a curated record. Gene Ontology annotation, molecular function: structural constituent of ribosome. Gene Ontology annotation, cellular component: ribosome; mitochondrial large ribosomal subunit. Lineage: Eukaryota; Metazoa; Arthropoda; Insecta; Diptera; Drosophilidae.